AUGAAUGAAUCUGUGCCAUUUUCUUGCCUUAAUGCAUUGGGAAUUUAUACAUGAUUUCAUCUUAACUUGAUCCUCUUCUUCUAUUGUGCGUCAGGCUUUUUGGACCCACCUCUGGACUGUGCCUGUACCUGUAUCGCAUACUACCCUGGCCCUCAGUCCGGCGUGUGGUCCGAGUUCGGUUCUCGGCAUCUUUUUAGCUCAGAAGCCCUAUUCUGGCCCGGGCCAGAGUUAGUUUCUUCGGGUCCAACUUCCACACACCAAGUGCUUUCACUCACUGACGCGGGUCUCACCAGCGACCGCUGCGUCCUUGUCGGGACUAAACGUGGUGAGGUAGCGCUCGUGGAUCUACGUCGUGGUGGGGUCGUGAGUGCCUUCACUGCUCAUGAAGCCUCUGUGCGGUCAAUUACGAUUGACAUGGCUACAGAUUGUCUGAUCACCGGCGGGUCUGAUGGAAUUGUUAAAGUGCGUGGUUAUGCCUUAUAUACUAAGUUUAAUGUUUUUUACACGAUACUUUUAAUAAAAUUAUUUUCAAGUAUAAAAUUAAAUAUUGGUCGCUGGUUGUUAUCUCAAUUCUUACCCUACUUUUUAAAUAUCAGACACAAAUUAUGCAGAGUGAAAUUUUUUUCGAUUAUAUCUUCAGCUUAA
Molecule: messenger RNA, 645 nt
Organism: Protopolystoma xenopodis
Lineage: Eukaryota; Metazoa; Platyhelminthes; Monogenea; Polystomatidea; Polystomatidae
Source: the annotation of a GenBank genome assembly